Messenger RNA from Aspergillus puulaauensis, 1074 nucleotides. Its product is annotated as aldo/keto reductase family protein. The transcript is spliced from 3 exons. The record is from RefSeq and is a predicted model, not a curated record. NCBI's taxonomy places the organism in Eukaryota, Fungi, Ascomycota, Eurotiomycetes, Eurotiales, Aspergillaceae. Gene Ontology annotation, cellular component: cytosol. The coding region runs from base 1 to 1074 and encodes 357 amino acids. Gene Ontology annotation, molecular function: aldose reductase (NADPH) activity.
AUGCCCAUGGAUCUUCCACGAACGUUCCCCAUGCGGGUAGCCGGCGGGAAGAUCAUUCAGGUGCCGUCAGUCGGAUUCGGCACCUGGGCGGCAGACGACCCAACUUGGUGUAGCCAGGCAGUUGCUGACGCUCUCAAGGCCGGCUACCGGCACUUGGAUUGCGCUUGGGAGUACGGGGUGGAUUCCGAAGUCGGAAAAGGCAUCCGAAUGUCAGGUGUUCCCAGGAAGGAAAUAUUCGUCACAACCAAGUUUUGGCCACAUUUCGCCGCACCUGAAAAUGUGCAAGUCUGCCUCGAACAGGUUCUUGAAAGGAUGGGGCUCGACUACGUGGACCUGUUCCUUGCUCAUUUCCCCGGUGCUCUGAAGCCGCAGGGUGAUCUGUCACAAGCGGUAAACUUCCUAGGCGCAACCCCCGAUGACCAAAAGGCAGCCACAGACGCAGACGGAAAUUAUAUACCGGAUAUCCUGCAUUGCCCCAAAUCGGUUGCAAAACUGAAUGGUGCUGACGGCAGCUUCGUGCCAACGUGGCAGGCUAUGAAAAAAUUGGUCAAGAGCGGCAAGUGUCGUGCAAUUGGAGUGUCCAAUUUUGAACAAGAGCAUAUUGAAGAGAUAUUACCCUAUGCUACCCACAACAAUGUGCCAAUCUCAUGCAACCAGAUUGAAGCACAUCCUUGGUAUCCGAAUACCAAAUUGAUUAGCUUCCUACACAGAGAAAGUAUCGUGCCGUCUAUUUACAGCCCAUUCGCUCCAAAGCGGUUUAGGCUUGAAAGAGGUCAGGUCCUUGGUGAGCCCUUCCAGCCGAAUGGCGUCUUGUUACUGCAGGAAGGAAAAGUCAGAGAAGUUGCCCAUCGCAACAAUAUGGAUGUGGGUCAGGUUUUACAGAGCUGGGCAGUCCAACGACACACAAUUCCGCUCGCGAAAAGCCAAUCGAAGCACAGAAUUUCCAGCAAUCUGUUUGUACAAAGACUACCGGAGAAUGACAUGCAAAAACUGGAUUCCCUGAGCUUGGAGGGCAACUAUGGAAAAUGCAUUGACCUCAAUUUGCUAUUCCCUGGCUUGAAGUUUCAUGAUUAG